AAACAGAUUGUAACUUGCUAGCUAGCACUCUCCGGACCGGGUUGUAAUGGCAACUGACUGGAUGGAACAUCAACAGCAACUUUUGUAAUUUAUUUGAAGGAAGUUUCAAUUAAGGAGGUUUUACACAAACCUUGAGGAAAUUAUUUCUAAUGUGAGAAACAAAUUUUCGGUCCGAAAAUGUCCCAGGGAUGUACAAUUUCUGUGGAAGAGAUCCAGUCUUGGUGGGAAGUCCCCGCCAUAGCCCACUUCUGUUCGCUGUUCAGGACUGCAUUCAACCUACCAGACUUUGAAAUUGAGGAGUUGGAAGAGGCGCUACAGAAGCAGGACACAGACUUUCUGGCUGACCUCCUCGUCUCACUGCUGCAAGGAUGCUACCAGCGCACAGACAUCACUCCCCAGGCGUUCAGCAGUUAUCUGGACGACAUCAUCAACUACCGCUGGGAGCUGGAGGAGGGGAAGCCCAACCCCCUGCGCCAGGGGCCCUUUGAGGAGCUGACCCCGCGCACACAGGUGGAGCUGCUGCACAGGCUGUGUGACUACCGCCUGGACGCCGCAGACGUCUUCGACCUGCUCAAGGGCCUGGAUGCGGACAGCCUGCGCGUGGAGCCGCUGGGGCAAGAUGGGAGCGGUGCCCUCUACUGGUACUUCUAUGGUACCCGCAUGUACAAAGAGGAGCCGGUCAAGAGGAAAGCGGAGCAGCUCGAUGAAGCCCCUGAGAUAAAACCAACAGAGAAGAGGAAAAGGGGAAGACCACCAAAGAAGAAAGUGGAGGAAAUCCAGCUAAGUGAGGUGGAGAGCGAAGUGAAGGAGAAUGGACUGGAAGGUCUACACUCAGGCACAGACCGGGAGCGCGGUGCCUGGUCCUUGAUGUGUGACACGGAGGAGCAGUGGGCCAGUCUGGCCGAGAGCAUCAGAGACAAAACGUCCCCCCAGGACCGCCACCUCUACCGCAUCAUCAGCCAGAACUUCCUCCCUGAGAUCAGCAGCAUGAUCGAGCACAAGGUGAAUGAGCAGAAGCAGAGGCUGCUGGACCCCACCCCAGUACGCAGCUCUUACCGGCUCUCUGAGAAACGCAUGAGCCAAGAGGAGGAGGACACGCUGCAGGCCAUAGCCAAUAGGGAGCAGCAGAAACAGAAGGAUGAGGACAUGGACAGGCAGGCCCUGCUGGUGGAGCAGAGACGAGAAGAGGAGAUGCUGCUGCAGGAGGAGCGCCAGAGAGAGGAGCUGGAGAGACUCCAAGCUGUGGAAGAGCGAGCGCGGCGGCGGAAACUGCGUGAGGAGAAGGCCUGGUUGAUAUCCCAGGGGAAGGAACUGCCCCCCGAACUGCUGCACCUGGAGCCCCACUCACCCAUUCGACGCUCCCGCAGGACAAAAGAGUUCUAUGAAAUUGAUGAUGAUUAUACGGCGUUGUACAAAGUGUUGGAGGCCCUGAGAGCCCACAAAGAUGCCUGGCCCUUCUUGGAGCCUGUGGAUGAAUCCUAUGCCCCCAACUAUAAUGCGGUCAUUCAGACUCCGAUGGACCUAUCCACCAUCGAGACUAAGCUGAAUGAAGGGGAGUAUAUUGCCAAGGAAGAGUUUGUGUCUGACAUGAAGCUCAUAUUUGAAAACUGCAUCGAGUACAAUGGGGAAGACAGCGAGUACAGCAUCAUGGCAGAAUCCCUGGAGCGUUGUUUCAGCCGGGCGCUACUGAAGCACUUCCCGUCGGAGGACGGCGACACGGACGAGGAGUUCCACGUGAGCGGCGAGGACCGUGAGAGAGACCGCAAGGAGAAAAGGCGAAGCAAAGGCAACAAACAGGCAGGGCCAGAAAGCUUGAUCCGAGCCACCGAGCAGGCCUCACGCAAACGGACACAUCCAGGGGGCAAGGGCAGCACCCCAAUGGAGGAGGAGGGGAAUAAGCCAGCACAGCCACCUCCUCCCCCCCACUGGGCCAAUGGACCCCCACACCCCCAUGGCAUACCUCAUGGACAACCCCAUCCUGGGAACCUUUACUACCCAGCACAGCAGCAGCUCCAGCACCCCCCUAAUGCCCACGGCCCACACAUGUACGGCCAGAGGAUGGACCCCGGCUACGCCUACCCUGGACAGGGACACAUGCCCCGGCCUGGGGAUCCCAAUGCUCAUCACAUGCCUCAACAUUACAGCAUGCAGCCACACAUGCGUGAUGGACACCACGUUGGCCAUGGAUACCAAAUGGGGCUUGAUGGCCGGCCUCUUCAGCCACAGCACCACCGGCAGCAGCACCCCUACAUGGGUCCCACCCAUGGUCCCUCACUGGGCCCCCGUCCCGUGGCCCUCCAGUCUGGGGGCCUCUGCACCCCCAUGCCCGACAGCAGCAUGUACUUGUCCCGCCAGCGCACCAACGGCCAUCCCCUACACCCCGGAGGGAACUGCUACCCCGGGCCUGACAUCCCACCACGACACAACUACCCAGCCUUCCAUCCAGGCAUGGGCAUGCCUCCUAACAUGUGGUCAGGGAUGAACCACCAAGGCCAGGAGAGGCCCAGUGGACCUGGGAAAAAAGUGCAAAAUAUGGCUAACCACCAGCAGCUCUCUUAUAACCCCGGGGGACCUCGUCCCAUGGGCCCCAAACCCUGGCCAGAGCAGCCUGGGGGCCCCGGAGGGUACCCCUCUCAUCCCAAUGGACCCAUGGCCCUGCGGACCCCCAUGCCUCAUCAGGACUCCAGGCAGUGUCUGGCCUCCAUGCUGGAGAGCCCAGAGAUGAUUGCCCUGCAGCAGCUGUCUGCCUCUUCCACCGGACUCUCUGCUGGCUCCUCUCACCAGGACAUGGGCAACUUCCAGCAGCAGCCCCUACAGGGUGUUGGCAGCGCCCCAACUCACCCCUCGCAGUACCACCCUCCCCCUGAAAUUCAGCUGCUGCGUCCUGCCAGAGACAAUGGCCCGGACAGCCAGGCUGCCCAUCACGCAGAUUUGAAGCCGAAAGGGUCCACGUCAGAUCCCAAAACAUCCAACAACCAUGCAGGAGCUCUGGUAACCCCCGUCCCAUCUGAACAGGAACGCACCUCGUUCCCCCGUCCCACAGAGCCUCCCAGUCGCCCCACUCGGGGCAUGCAGAGCCCCUCUGCUCCAAACUGGGGCAGAUCACAGGAGAGGGUUAGCGGGACCCGGGAGCAGGCUGCGUCUGGGCUGGGACUCCCACAGAGCUCAGAGACAAACGACAACCAAGAGGGGGAGAGCAGAGGACAAUCUGUCAGCCAGACUCCCCCUCAGAACAACCCUUCCAUUGUUCAUCCUCCUCACCCCCACAAUGCACCUCGCUCCCAGAACUCUCAUCACUCCCAGAAUCCUCCACAGCAUAUUACCCAGAGCCCCCCCCAGCAAAUCCUAGAGAAUGCCACUCGUCUUCAGAACGCCCAUCAACACAAUACCCAGAAUGCACAGCAACAAAACAUCCCUCAACAUAUCACUCGAAAUGCCCCACAGCAAGGAUCCCAAAACCCCCACCAACAAAACUCUCAGAACACACCUCCACAUGUGGCGCAGAAUGUUCCUCAACCAAUCUCCAUGCAUGGAAUGCCACAGAGCGACCCCCAGGGGGCCCAGCCUGGCCCCGGUCCAUCCCAGCCAGCACCUCUCACCUCCCUGCCCCCCAGCCACCCUGUGUCCCAGUUGCCUCCCCAGCCCAGCCCAGAUGACCAGAGGCCAAGCGAGCCCACUAGCAGGAGGGACUCUGGAGGCAGUUCUGGUAACUCCAGCAUGAUGAAGUCUGGACCUCCAAAUGGCAUCUAUAAACAACAGACGUUCAGUCCCAAGGCACAACAGACACAACCCGGUAACCAGGGGCCAAGGGGACCGGCACCUGGUCACAACCCAGCCAUUCCUCUCCACUCCCAGGGCCAGGACAAUGGAGCCAUGCGUCAAUAUGACAUGGGCAGCCCAACACAUCUGCACUAUAGUCAACCUAUGGGCAAACCCAUGCCCCCUUCAAAUCAACAGCCUUACCCGAACCAACCUGUUCCCCAGACCAUGAACCCCCACCAUAACUCUGCCGGCUACCCCACCUACCACCAGCAAGGAGCUGCCUAUCCAUACCACAUGGCCCAGCAGCAGCAUCCCCAGGGCCACCCUAACAUGUACCCCCAGUACCAGCAGCAACACUUCUACCCCCAGCCCCCGGGCAACAUCCGGGGGGGCUACCCCUCCGAGGAGUGGCACAGGCAGCAGCAGUACCAGCCCCGCCACCCCAUGCCCUCCAACACCUACCUGCCUGCAACUAGUGCCAACGUCAAUGGGCGCCUGAAGGAGGGCAGCAGCAUGGGCUCCCCCCUGGGCUCUGAAGGCUCCGCGGGCAGCCUGAUGUCCCCCAAUCCCCUGCCCGAGGGCCCCCGUGGAGGAUCUGUAGAGAAGGAGAGUAUGGAGGCCGGCAGCCCUGUGAAGCAUCAGCCUGCUCGGGUGGAGGAGAGCUCAGAGCGGCCAGAGAGCCCCAAAGAGAUCCUGGACCUGGACAGCCACAACGCUGCCGCACGCCGCCGGAGUGCCCAGCCUCCACCUCACGUGGCCAACUUCCUGUACGAUUCCCGAGCGGUGCAUACUGGGAUGCAGCAGGGCGGGGCCCCGCCUCCCCACAUUAUGUCCCAUGCUCCAUACCCCAACCAGCCAGGUUACCCCAGUGGACACUAUGCCCCCAGAGACCCCACCCCCACCUCAUGGAAGCCCUGCACCGGCCCCAGCACCUUCCCUUUCCCCGGGGCAGACCCGCAUGGCCAUGUACAGACAUCCCCAGGCCGGAGGCCACUUCCAGGGCAUGAUGGUCCAGCAGAGAGGCCUGGCGCCCGAACACUUCUUUCACCCAGGGCAGCAGAUGAUGUCUCCCAGUGGUCCCAGCAGUAAACAGGGAGUUUGAGCAACUCUGUGGGCGCAGGGUGACGGACAAAAGCAACAAACACCUGUACACAAAGCAGUGGCUGCAUUUCAUCCAUCCAUGACGAUAACCUGUGUGGUUGCCUGUGUGUCUCCUGUCAUACGCCUUUAAAUGUGACUGUGCUGUUGGAACCAUGAUGUUCUCUGCUGUGGAGCGGCUCAAAAUGGAGUCUUGGCCGUUGUCUUUUCUCUGUCUGUCUGUGUCAAGGGGCACCAGUAACUACUGCUCUCACUGCAUCAGACAGAAGAUAUGCAGUGUGUGCAGACAAGGGAAACAUAUUUAUUUGAGAAUCUCUUUAGGGAAUGAGUUCUUUGCCCCUCGGGCUGUCUGCUUCAUGUGGAACCCUCACUGAGACUGCCUCUAUGCAGAGACAUGGCUCUGUCUGCCAGUGGACUUCCAGUUCAGACUGUGUGUACAGCUGGUCCCUUCCUGCAAGAACAUCUGGAGAUCCUGCUCCUCUGUCUGCAGCCUCACACUGGUUGGACAAAGCUACUGGUCAUUGGGUUUUGUCUGGAGGAAGGCUCUUCCCCUGAAUAUAGCUCUCCUAUGGACCUCCAGCCCCUUCGGUCCUGUCCAAACCUCUACAGAAGAGAAAAAUGGAUCCGGUGAUGAGAAGAGGGGGCUGGUGUUUAUUGUUUCUUUGGGGGUUUUUCCCCAAACGUUUUUAAACUCAGGUGUAGAAAAGGAGGAACUUUAAGAUUGAAGAGAAGCCGUCAUCAGAACCCUGUCGACAGACGGGCCUUGCCGUUUACUUUUUGUUGAAUGUAUGUGUGAAUGAUAGAUAUAGACCUGCAGAGAGCCUUCUCUGUUAUGCACUAGGGAUAGUCUACACAUACUGGAGUGGCCUUGGAAUUUUUACGUUGGUGCUUGUUUUAUAUAUAUAUAUAUAUUAGUCGAAGUUGGAAGUUUACAUACACCUUAGCCAAAUGCAUUUAAACUCAGUUUUUCACAAUUCCUGACGUGUUUAAUCCUAGUAACAAUUCCCUGUCUUAAGUCAGUUAGGAUCACCACUUUAUUUUAAGAAUGUGAUAUGUCAGAAUAAGAUAGAGAACAAGGUAGAGAAUGAUUUAUUUAUUUUGUCACAUUCCCAGUGGGUCAGAAGUUUACAUACACUCAAUUAGUAUUUGGUAGCAUUGCCUUUUCAAUUGUUUAACUUGGGUCAACCGUUUC
This is a messenger RNA of Oncorhynchus tshawytscha (Chinook salmon), 6052 nucleotides long. RefSeq names its product cat eye syndrome critical region protein 2 homolog. The transcript is spliced from 19 exons. Gene Ontology annotation, cellular component: CERF complex. Gene Ontology annotation, molecular function: protein binding. Gene Ontology annotation, biological process: chromatin remodeling. Bases 178 to 4851 code for a protein of 1557 amino acids. The record is from RefSeq and is a predicted model, not a curated record. Lineage: Eukaryota; Metazoa; Chordata; Actinopteri; Salmoniformes; Salmonidae.